Messenger RNA from Nannizzia gypsea CBS 118893, 468 nucleotides. RefSeq lists its product as hypothetical. NCBI's taxonomy places the organism in Eukaryota, Fungi, Ascomycota, Eurotiomycetes, Onygenales, Arthrodermataceae. The transcript is spliced from 2 exons. The record is from RefSeq and is a predicted model, not a curated record. Bases 1 to 468 code for a protein of 155 amino acids.
AUGGCAGUGGGAGGUGAAACAAAAUCAUCUCAUGCUUGCUUGGCUCUGACAAAGAUAAUCACAAAGUACAUUACAUACCUCUUCUGGCCUACUCCUGUGGUCAACACCAAUCCUAAUUAUGCGCUUAGUGAGCCCUCUGGCUGGGAAGAAAGACAGCCAUUCAUCAACGCCCUUCAAACCUCAAACCUCACCGAAAAACACUGUGGGGCUGCUGUUAUCACAUACUUGAACAAGACAGACGAUUACCUGUCUCCCCAAGAGACUAAGGAGCUGGCCGUUUUGCUUGAGGAUCGAGACAGGUUUGUCACUCAUAAGGAACUGUUGAUCAGGCAGAACAAAGCCCCAAACAAGAGCAUAGUCUCGAGACGGGGGAUCCUUGAGAUCCUUGCCAUUGAGCAGCGCGUUAUCUUCAGCGGUAUGGCGUGCGAGCAGGCAAGGGCGCUUGUGCGCUCUGUUUCCUCUUCAUAA